UUAAGCUUUUUGAGGGGGUGGUUUUUUUGUUUUCAGAGGGUUUUAUGUCUUUCUUCUUCUUCCUAUUCUUAAAAAAAAAAAAAGAGAGAUUGAGAUAGAGAAAGUGAAGGACGAUCGCAAAAUCUUCCAAGGAUUUUACAAAGCUUCUUUUAUAACAAAAAUAAAUUUGUAUAGCAUUUUUAUCAUCAAUUUGCUUUCUUUUUUUUUUUUUUUUUUUUUUUUUUUUUUNNNUUUUUUGAAUAAUCAGAGAUUUGGCACUGGGGUAAAGUAGCAUACAUUUCUUUUUUCCCAGUUUGCGUGAUCUAUAAUUUAACUCCUGUGCGCGAGAUUGUGAUCCAAGAGGGCUCGUCGUUGUUUUCGUGAUUCGGGGUUGUUUUUGUUACGCGUAAUUGAGAGAUAUGGUGGUUAAGAGGAAGUUAAGUUGUGGCUCUAAUGUCUUUGAUUUCCCUAGUAUUCCCAAGGCUCCUCGUUCUAGCCUCAGGAGGAAGGUAUCAUCAAGUAAGUUAGCUGAUGAUAAGGAUAACAGUCAGAUCUGUGCGAUUGAUUUGCUUGCUUCUCUUGCUGGAAAGUUACUUGAAGAAAGCGAGAGUUCUUCAACGUCUACUACCUAUGCGAAUCAUGAUCAUCUCGGUGGUGGAGUCAUUAAGCAGGAGGUACUUGAAGAUGUCUAUAAUAAUAACAAGCCUUGUAAAUCUGAGUUCUCUGAUCAUGUAAACCUUGCCUCAAAGUCCACUAGUAGCGUGACGUGUUUGCAAGUUUCGUCUGUGGAUAAUGAUGGCAUCUUGGAGCAAACACCGGUUUUUUCUGAUUGUAAGAAGGAGGAGUGUGGUUUGAAGUCCCUUGUUGGCACUGAGGAGGAGACAUGUGUUGUGAAUGAGGCUGGUGGUUUCGUUGCUGAUGGUUUUAGUUUAAAGGAUCCGAGUCAAUUACGUUUGCAGUCUCCAGAAUCAGUCCAUCUGGAUGGUGAUGUUAAAUUGGCACCAUGCACAGAUCGUGUCCUCGAUGAUUCUUUUGAAGGAUAUGUGAAUCAUUCUAAGUUAGUUUGCAGAGAUGAUGACGAUAACUAUUGUAAGUAUUACAAAUUUAGUGACAACUGUAAGAAGUCGUAUAGGCCUCCUCCCUCUCGGGUUGGAAAUCGAAGAAUCAAGAAGUGUGUGAUGAAAAAUUACGGGAGAGGAGUCUCCAAGUUGAAGUGUUCUGAAGACACUAGAACAGAUGGUCAUUUGAAGGCUCUGUACCGCAAGAGAAAAUUACCUUAUUAUGGUUACAACCCAUGGAAGCGUGAGACCGUUCAUAGGAAGAGAAGACUGUCUGACAAAGGGUUGGUCGUAAAUUAUGACGGAGGACUCAGUAGUGAAAGUGUUUCUAAUUCACCUCUGAAGCGAGAAUCAGAAGACGGUAUUCUCUCUAGCGAAAUAGGUCUUCAUUUAAAGGACUCCCCUGUCAAGUUCAGCAUCAAGUCGCUUAGGAUUCCGGAGCUUGUUAUUGAAGUUCCAGAGACAGCAACUGUAGGGUUACUGAAGAGGACGGUGAAAGAGGCUGUUACUGCUUUACUCGGUGGUGGAAUACGUAUUGGGGUGUUAGUCCAAGGGAAGAAGGUUAGGGAUGACAGCAGCACUCUAUCACAGACUGGUCUUUCGUGUAGAGAUAACAACCUUGGCUUCACCUUGGAGCCUGGUCCUGAAACACUGCCUGUACCUCUUUGCUCUGAAACUCCUGUUGUUUCUAUGCCAACCGAUUCCACCGAUUUGUCAGAAAGGUCCGCAGCUUCUCCCGCAUUAGAUAUUGUAAUCCCUCUCCCUCCCCAAGAUGCAGAUCUCCUGAUUAAUUCAGGAAAAAGUGUGGAGACUAACCAUGAGUUAGUCCCAUAUCAGAGUGACAUAUCAGCUGAUGAACAACCUUCAUCAGAUUCAAGAGCGUUGGUUCCAGUUUCGGCCUUGGAAUCCGGGCCUCUAGCAAUUGUUCCACUUAAUGAGAAACCUAAGCGUACAGAGCUUUCACAGCGAAGAACCAGAAGACCAUUCUCUGUUACAGAGGUAGAAGCUCUAGUACAAGCAGUUGAAGAAGUUGGGACUGGAAGAUGGCGUGAUGUGAAAUUGCGUUCUUUUGAGAAUGCAAGUCAUCGAACCUACGUGGACUUGAAGGACAAAUGGAAAACGUUGGUUCACACAGCAAGUAUUUCACCACAGCAACGAAGAGGAGAACCAGUGCCUCAAGAACUUCUAGACAGAGUCUUAGCAGCACAUAGGCAUUGGUCAGAGCACCAAAUGAAACAGAACGGGAAACUACAGGUGGCUACAACAAUGGUGGUUGUUCAAUCAGGUUCGUCCAUGUAAAGAAGGGGAAAGAUAACAACAAUAACUUUCACUUGACGACUAAGGAAACAUCGUGGGCAACUGUACAAAGGCAAACCAACAAAAGUAUAGAAGCAUGCUUAAUUUCUAAUAAGAAGACUAUAUAUAUAUAUAUAUAUAUAUAUAUUUAUUUUUGUUAUCGAAGCUGCCAGAAACAAGACGUUCCUUUGACUCUUUUGGUUACUUUAUGGUACAUCUGUUCAUUCCAAAUUUCUAAUUGAUUUGAAUUUGUAAUAUGAUGUUAUUAUUGGUUGGUAGGUCCGGGAAAUGUAAUUUUAGACAAUUCUUUUAUUUUUUUUUGUUCAUCAUUCAAUCUAUGGCAGUUUAACU
Camelina sativa (false flax) is the source of this 2684-nucleotide messenger RNA. RefSeq names its product telomere repeat-binding protein 4. The record is from RefSeq and is a predicted model, not a curated record. Gene Ontology annotation, molecular function: protein binding. NCBI's taxonomy places the organism in Eukaryota, Viridiplantae, Streptophyta, Magnoliopsida, Brassicales, Brassicaceae.